Octodon degus (degu) is the source of this 814-nucleotide messenger RNA. It is a transcript of the gene Rpp14, whose product is annotated as ribonuclease P/MRP subunit p14. The record is from RefSeq and is a predicted model, not a curated record. Bases 492 to 776 code for a protein of 94 amino acids. The transcript is spliced from 5 exons. Lineage: Eukaryota; Metazoa; Chordata; Mammalia; Rodentia; Octodontidae.
UCCGCCACCACACACGUUCUCCUACGUGGGCAGCAGGGGGUGCUGCGCCCCAACGACCUCAGCUCCAGCUUCCGACUCCGGGUCCUUUGGGAGCCGUCGCGCGCUGACGUCAUAACCACGCGCCGCCUCGCACCCGGGGCCGGCCAGAUCGAAGCCGGACGCAAAUUCACCGCUGGUAUCCCGAGCUCAAGCUCUGGCCUCUGUGUGGGCCCGCCGAACCUUGGCCAUUCUUUCAGCGAACAGGAGUCAGGGAAGGCGCCUGGCUAGUCCCACGGAAGGCGGGUAGGCGAAAGCCUUGAGAGAGCGGCCACGUUCCGCGCCUGCGGCCUGGCGGAGCCCGCCACUCGCGCAGGCGCAGGGCGGACGCGGGCUGCGCACGCGCAGAAGCGCCAGCGCGUUCUAGGAUUGGUCGCGGACGCUGGCUGCGGGGACAGCGCGAGUGCUGGGCGCUUCCUGCGCCAGGAGCGAGGUGUUGAUCAGCUGUGGAAAAGAUGCCAGCGUCAGCUGCCACAUAUGAAAGAGUAGUGUACAAAAAUUCUUCGGAGUACCACUACAUGAAAGUCUGCCUAGAAUUUCAAGAUCAAGGCAUUGGGCUAAGCUCUGCACAGUUCAAACAGCUACUUAUUUCUGCUCUGAAGGACCUGUUCGGGGAGGUUGGUGCUGCCUUACCCCUGGAUGUCCUGACCUAUGAAGAAAAGACCUCAUCAGCCAUCUUGAGAGUGUGUAGCAGGUUUCUCCCUUUCUCCUUGCAUUAUCUGGUAAUAGUAGGGAUCUAGUACUGGAUUGAAUAGUCUUCAAUUUCAGAAACUUUUCC